Messenger RNA from Euleptes europaea (tarantolino), 693 nucleotides. It is a transcript of the gene TLCD2, whose product is annotated as TLC domain containing 2. Bases 1 to 693 code for a protein of 230 amino acids. Gene Ontology annotation, biological process: plasma membrane organization; membrane assembly; regulation of membrane lipid distribution. The record is from RefSeq and is a predicted model, not a curated record. NCBI's taxonomy places the organism in Eukaryota, Metazoa, Chordata, Lepidosauria, Squamata, Sphaerodactylidae. The transcript is spliced from 4 exons. Gene Ontology annotation, cellular component: plasma membrane.
AUGGAGCCGCUGCUGCUGCUGGGCGGCUCCCUGGCCGCGUUCCGGCUGCUCAACGCCGGGCUGGAGCGCCUCGUCCCCCCGCCGCCGCCGGCGCAGCGCAACCGCUGGAAGUGGCGCAACGUCUGGACCUCCUUCGUGCACAGCCUGCUCAGCGGCCUCGGGGCGCUGCUCGGGCUCUACCUUCACCCGCAGAUGGCCGAGGAGAUGAUCGACACGCACUUGCCCGGGGCGCAUCGCCUAGUGGGGGUUUCCAUCGGGUAUUUCCUACAGGACUUCCUCGAUAUGGCGUUUAAUCAGAAGUUUUACCAGUGCUGGGAGCUACUGAGCCAUCACUCAGUGGUGAUUGUCUGUUUUGGCAUCGCCUUCCUGUACCACCGCUACAUCGGCCUGGUUAUGGUGGCCCUGCUGGUGGAGAUCAACUCUGUCUUCCUGCACCUGCGAACAAUCCUGCUCAUGGCCGGCUUGUCACACACUCCUUACUACCGCGUCAACAGCCUGGCCAACCUGGGCACCUACAUGGUGUUUCGCGUCAGCAUCCUCGCCUGGAUGACUCGCUGGCUUCUUCUCAACUGGGAGAUCAUCCCGCCGGCCACCUGUGCGGUGAAUGUGGUGGGCCUGGCCCUCAUAACCCCAAUGAACAUUGUGCUCUUCUACCGUCUGCUGCGCAACGAUUGCCUCAAGUCCAAGCAGUAG